Molecule: messenger RNA, 1263 nt
Organism: Vespula vulgaris
Lineage: Eukaryota; Metazoa; Arthropoda; Insecta; Hymenoptera; Vespidae
Gene: Osi12
Exons: 1
Coding region: 434-1192 (252 amino acids)
Source: RefSeq, a predicted model, not a curated record
CCUCUCCUUUAGUCUUGCAGAUGCUCAACACGCGAUUCGUGCGGGAGAAGGACAGUAAACGGUUUGGCGAGAAGAAGUUGGUCGAAAGAAAGAGGAGGAUAGAAACAUUGAGAAAGAUAGAUCGUGUCGUUGGUGAUGUUCGCGAAAUCGCACGUGGGAGCUCUCACCCCCUUUUGCCGAGGAUGCCAUCUGCUCGGUAUAUAUCGACCGGGGCCACUCAUCCUGUCGACAGUUCUCUCCGAUCGAGGAUAUGUCGGUACGUGGAUAUCCAGCUAGCUCGUAUCUUUAUUACUCCUAAUACUUUAUAACACAUUUACGGUUUGCUCUAUUUGUGAUUUAUACAUUUCGGAGAGUGACGAAGCUCGUGAGAUCUUUUUGAUCCGGAUACAAUUAACGACAGGAUAGUUUUGGAAUCGACACGCAGACGAGCGAGAUGGAUUUCUUUAAGUGGACUCUUGGAAUUUUGGCUCUCAAUACUAUGAUUAUCGUCAAUCUGGCAAACGAAGAGUUCAGUUUUUUCGAUAAAGGAUACCGUGCUCUUUACCGAGUUUACGAGGAAUGCCAACAACGUAACGUGGCCGUGUCACCAUGCCUAAAGAAAAAGGCUAUAUCUUUUUUCGAUAGACUCGGUCGUAUCGAUACUCUACCGAUCGGAGAGAAUUUGGAACUCAUCAAAGUUGCUUCUUCGGCGGAAAAUGAAUCAAAGAGCUCGACGAUCGAUUUGGAAAGCUUAGGUCGCAAUAGUGGUGUUUCCAAAGAUGAGAUACUGAAUGAUAUUCUCUUGGAUAGGAUCGCAACUCUGUUAAACGGAUUCAACGUACAAAUUCGUCUUCCAAAGACCAGCUUUGGUGAACUAAAACGUAGCAUCGAGGAGGGACGUGGUAAGAUGAAGAAGAUGAUGGGAAUGAUGAUGAUGGGUAUGGCCAUGAAAAUGGCUGCUCUGGUACCGAUCGCCAUGGGCGUUCUCUUCCUUCUUGCUGGUAAAGCUCUCAUCAUCAGUAAGAUAGCUCUGGUACUGUCGCUGAUAAUCGGCCUGAAGAAGUUGCUCAGUCAGAAGCAGAGUCACGAUUCUCACGGUGGAUGGCAGCAAAGUGGCGGUGGAUGGGACAGGAGUUUGAAGGAAGUGACCGCCGUCACGGAUGCUGACAGGCAGUACGCUCACAAUCUGGCAUACAGCGCAAGAGUACACUGAUGGAUAGUCGAGAAAGAGAGAAAGAGAGAGAGAGAGAGAGAGAGAGAGAGAGAGAGAGGAUGAGAAUUCUG